Molecule: messenger RNA, 4104 nt
Organism: Plasmodium inui San Antonio 1
Lineage: Eukaryota; Apicomplexa; Aconoidasida; Haemosporida; Plasmodiidae
Exons: 1
Coding region: 1-4104 (1367 amino acids)
Source: RefSeq, a predicted model, not a curated record
AUGGAAAACAAAAAUUUUUCCCAAAACAUAUUCUAUAAAGGGUUUAACGAAAGAAGAGUGAAUUACCUGAACGUUAAUGCAAACACAGAGUUCGAAAACGCACACAGUUUGAAUGUCUCCUCAGGAGUGACUCCGAUUAAAAACGCCAACGAAGAAAGCAGCAUGUUAAAAAUGAAUGCUCAAAAAGUGAGUGGCGCGAGACAGGCGGGGAACACGAAGGUUAAUCAAACCGAAUUCGUCGAUAAAAUUCAAAGCCACGUAAACCUUAACAAUAUACACUCCAACGCGCCUUAUGCAAACGGGGGGCUCUUAUAUGUGGACAACAAAAUGAGCGGAGCGAACGUGAACAACCACGUAUAUAGCAGCUUGGGAAACGCCCCUUCAGGUCUGGCAGCCGCCGACGGGAGUGCACACAAAAAUAUUUUCACUCAAGGGAUUUACCCCGACGUGAAAAGCUUCGAUAGAGUGGACUCCAAUCGGCUAGACGCAAACCGGCUGAACAUGAACACGUUUAGCAACAGCAGGAACGUACCCAUGAAAAGCGGUGAGUACAUUUUUUCCGGAGCACAAGAGCACUUGGGGUAUAUGGACGCCAAGGAGGGGGGCAAGGGGGGUCCCCCGGGUGGGGGAGGCCGCGUGGGGAGUAAUCCCAUUGCGAGGGGGCACGCUGGAGGGACACACACAGGAGGCACGCACAUAGCAAGUGGCAACCUUUUCGGGGGGCACGUUUUAGGGAUGCGCGGGAAGGAGAACCAACUGGGUGCGUACCGAAUGAACCCGGUCAAUGGUGGGCCGAUGCCAGCGUCAGGGAAGAGUGCAGCGGCGUAUGAAGGCGACCACGCCCAGGCCAGUCGCAUGGACAGCAUGAUGAAAGACGGCCUCUUUGGCAGCAUGUAUCGCACGAUUCAGGGCGGCACCAGCGCAAGCAUGAAUGUUAACGCAAACGCUAACAUGAAUCCUAGCACAAAUACCAACGUGAAUGCUAGCACCAAUGCGCAAAGCAGCUUAUCGAACUUCCUUAAUGGCGCAAUGAUCAGGAACAAACCCCCCCCCAGUGACACAGCCAUGAAUGAAGUACCCUUCCAGACACCGGAAAAUCUGAACAGCACCAAAAACCCCAAUUUGAAAGUAUUUAACAAUCAGAGAAAUAAAUUGAAAGACGUGGAUGCGUCCAACAUGUCGACAAACCUCAGUCAUUUGAGUCAGUUCAGUCAGCUGAGACAGAACAUCCCCUUCAGUAAUUUUUCCAACACGGUGAGUACCCAUCACCAUAGGGUAAAUAACAAUCAAAGCUUCAACCACAUAAGUAACUUGGGCAGCGCAAUGAAUAAGCUGGACAGUUUUAACCUACCACCUACACAGGGGUCAAACAGUAUGCAUAAGGGGGCCCUAUUGAACAGCACUCUGCUAAGUGGGGCACUUAAUAGCAACGGCAUGAGCAUUCCAGGAAUGAACCUCUCCAACGGGGGAAACCUUCAUAGCUAUGGAAAACACAGCAUUACUAACCCGUUAAGUGGGAAUGCCCUCGGAAUGGACGGGGGAGGAACUCACUUCACCGCGAUGGUCCACGACGUUGGGGUGUCGCACGCAGGAAACCAGGGCAACCUGGAAAGUCAUGCAAAUGUGGGAAGCCUCGAAAGCCAUGGAAAUAUGGGCAGCAUGGCAAACACCAACCUGGCGGGCAUCCCAAUGGCCAACGCGUCGAGCAGUGGAAACCUUAUGGGUGUGGGGAAGGCCCCCAAAGGAAUCGCCGAGGGGCACAUAAAGGACAGGGGGAACCUAAUCAAUUACGGAUACCUGCACAGCAAGGGGAAGGUCGGUGACCUGAUUGGUAUGGGAGUGGAUAGCACAAAGGGGGGGAUGGUUAACGAGGCGAAUUCCAAUUAUAUUGGCAUGAGUUUAUUUGGUGCAGGAAUCCCCCGUGCGAGCGGACUGCAUUAUGUAAGCGCUAUAACUGGGCAGAAUGUCUACCCGGGGGAGCCACUCAAUUUGAAAAGCAAUUCAGAGAAGGCAGAAAUACAGAGAGGAGAAGCGACCGUGUUGAAGGGAGGAGUGAUGGACGGGAGUAGCGCAAUCACCCGCACCACUAAUCAGUCCAGCGCGAGCCAAAGCGGCCCAAACAACAACGUCAUCAGCACGGACAACUACGCCAACCUUCUGAAGCACCUGUGCACUCCCAUCAAGAAUAGACUCGCCAGCAACACCACAGAUCGGUUGAACAGAGUCAACAUUGGUGAGUACGCCACUCAGGAGGGAAAGUUUCCCGGGGGAAGUGCCAAAGAGAGUAACAUUUUGGGGGUGCAUGAGAGCGCACCGGCCGAUAUGUUCGUGGGUAGCGGGCCCUUCAAGGGGAAUGCAGACGAGGGGAACGCGCAGGAAAAUGUCAAUAUUGGCGGCCUCUCAGGGACAGUCGAUUUUAGUGGAGACGGCGACGUUGUGCGUAAGGAGCCGCCAGACAGCAUCACCAGUAGCGAUAACGCUGCCGCUAAUAUCGGCGGGGGCGCGCCCAGCUGGGGCCACGUGUACGACCUGAAGAAGAUGAAUCGGUUCGCCGAGAAGAAGCGGAGAGACGAGGAGACAAUCGAGGCGGGAGGCACUAACAGGGGCGAUAACGGCCCCGAUGUCGAGGACCACACCCAAGGUCACAAGCAGGACCGCCACCACUGCCGAGACGACGGGAAGAAGAAGCCGAUAAGGACCAACAAGACCAAGACGAAGGCGUUCUUCUACAUCAAUCCCAAGUACAUCAUCGAGCCGUUGAAGAGAAAGAUAUAUCAAAACAUGUCCAUCUAUAUCGAAAAUUUAAUAAGUGACGUUCAAGCCAGUGAGAAUAAGAACCGAGGGGAAAUAUUGGCUGAGCUCCAUAACACUCCCUGGUUCUGCAUGGUAUUUGAUUUCGAUGGGAUUAGCAAACUACUGAAUGUGUUUAAUAAGUAUUUGAUUUACUCCGACUCGCUAAUCAUCCCUGAUGUGCUGAUCGGGAAAAAGUUGGAAGCGGAAAGCACUUGCAGUGUACUCCCCGCCCAAGGGAAGAAAGAAAACCAAUCGAAUACAGAAAAGCAAUCCAGUGGAGAAAGCCAUCCGAAUGGGGAAAGCCAACCCAAUGAAGAAGAACAACAGAAUGGAGAAGGCCAACCCAAUGAAGAAAAACAACAGAAUGGAGAAGGCCAACCCAAUGGAGAAACACAACCGAGUGGAGAAAGCCAACCCAAGAGAGACCCCAAUUAUGAUCACACACAGCAGGGACAGGGGCAAGAACCGUUUCAUCACUACUUCAAAAAAAGUGACAAUCUAGAUUUUAUUAAUAAAAAAAUAAAUGAAUAUGAACACAGCAUAAUCGAGAGUGCAGAAAAGCUGUCCUAUCUGAAAGAGCUAUGUACAUCCAUAAAAGGACAAGUGGAUACAAAAAAAAAAAAACUUCUUCUCCUCAUCGAGACUGCCAAGCUGAAACUCUUUGCAUACAAAAGCAAAGAACUUCAAACCAUCAUCGACAUUGAAAAGAAUUCUGGAUUGGUCACCGAGGAACAUGAACAGAUUAACCUAACGAACGAAUACUAUGACAUGUUCAAAAAAAUCAAUGAUGGAUUAAACUUUUUAAGAAAAUACUCCAAUGUGAUAAUCUCAACGCAGACUAUGCACGAUGAAAUUACCAACGAUGAGGAGAAUAAACACAUGUGCCAAUCUUCUGUCUCCACGGAUGAUUUAAGCUGCGAAAAUAAUUUGAAUGGCGUUGACCAGGAGGAGGAGGAAGAAGAAGGGGAAGAGGACGACAAUGACUACGAGGAGGAAGAGGAUGGUGCCCAUGGGGGUGCCCAUCAACACGGGGGCGAAGCAAACUACCAACGGAAUGAUCACACCGAUGGGUACGCACAUGAUCACCUCAGCAACAUGCACAUGUCCCCGGGGAAACGGAAGAAAAGAAGAAAAAAAAGAAACGCCCACGAGGACCUCCUGCAGAGGAAGAAUCCACCCCACGACGAGUUCGACGAUAAAGCCGACAAGGAGGUGAGCAAGAAGCGGAAGACUGUCAACGAGAUUAAAAACCUGCAGUGGGAAAAGGAGGACAACGAGGAGUGGGUCGACGAGUUUUUGGAGGACUUCUGA